GUUAUUGCGAUGUUUACGAAAAAUUUAGAAAUUAUUGGAUACUGUGGAAUUUUAUUGCUUUUUAUGAAGAAUAACAAAUUAAGUUGAACGAACUGUAUCUGUCAAAAUGGUAUCGUGAAUCACGAAGUACGAACUUAAAUUGGUGCAAUCAUGAAAGAUAUUACACUAUAUUUUAGCAUUACUCACCCAAUAAUAUGAGGACAUUUCGAGUAUUAUCAGAUAGAACAGUUUCAGUUAUAAACAAACACACGAGAAGCGCGUACACGAGACCGGUAGCGCGCGCCAUCCCUGCGAUAACACGGCACUCGUUUGACGUGUCGAAGUGAAGUGUUGGCAAUUCGCGGCCUCUGCCGGCGCCCUACUUAUCGACCGGCUCCACUUUGCCACCAAAAUUCAAAUUACACCUGCAUUUCGAUUGUAAAACGUGACCUUGCACAAUGGUUUCGAGGAAAACUGUUUUGUACCUGUUCGAUGUAGACGGAACACUGACUAAACCGCGGCAAGUGAUUACAGAAGAGCUAAAAUCCUUUUUGCUGGAUAAGGUGAAGUCUCGCGUGACCGUGGGCCUCGUCAGCGGCUCCGACUACGUCAAAAUUGCAGAACAGAUGAGUGGAGAAGAUGUAGCAGCCAAGUUCGAUUACGUAUUUUGCGAAAAUGGCCUGGUGCAGUAUAGGGCUGGCAAAAUGAUCAGCUCUGGCAACAUCGUCGGUCAUCUUGGAGAGCAGACCCUGCAGAAAGUGAUUAAUUUCGCACUAGGCUACAUGUCCAAGAUUGAGCUGCCGGCGAAAAGAGGUAACUUCAUAGAGUUCCGCUCCAGCAUGAUUAACAUCUGUCCUGUGGGCCGCUCCUGCAGCCAGGCAGAGAGGGAUCAGUUCUCUGAGUAUGACAAGCAGCACCAUAUCAGGCAGAAGUUUGUAGAUGCUCUCCAGAAGGAGUUCUCAGACUCUGGCUUGACAUUUGCUCUCGGUGGACAAAUUAGUGUGGACGUGUUCCCCACGGGCUGGGACAAGACAUUCUGCUUAAACCAUAUUGCUCAUGAGAAUUUCGAAGAAAUCCACUUUUUUGGAGAUAAGACAGACCCUGGAGGUAAUGACUAUGAAAUCUACAAUGACUCCCGGACAAUCGGACACAGAGUGACCUCACCAGAUGAUACCAAAGAAAAGCUUCAGAAGUGCCUCAAUAUUGAAUAAUGUGUUAUAAGAAAUGUGAUAUAUAAUUUUAUUUUAUUACAUUAUGGAGAUUAUAAUUUUUUUUAUUGCUAAAA
Messenger RNA from Manduca sexta (tobacco hornworm), 1264 nucleotides. It is a transcript of the gene Pmm2, whose product is annotated as phosphomannomutase. NCBI's taxonomy places the organism in Eukaryota, Metazoa, Arthropoda, Insecta, Lepidoptera, Sphingidae. Gene Ontology annotation, biological process: protein N-linked glycosylation; GDP-mannose biosynthetic process; mannose metabolic process. The coding region runs from base 438 to 1190 and encodes 250 amino acids. Gene Ontology annotation, cellular component: cytosol. The record is from RefSeq and is a predicted model, not a curated record. The transcript has a single exon. Gene Ontology annotation, molecular function: phosphomannomutase activity.